AUGAUGGUCAACAAAAAGCAAUUGACUAUCAGGUUUCAUGUUGAUGAUGUGCUAGCGAGCCACAUGGAACAAAGAGUUCUGGAGGAUUUCUUUACAUGGAUAAAUGAGAGAUACGGAGGACUAAAGGAAGUGACUUGCACAUGUGGACGAGUUCACACCUACCUGGGAAUGACAUUGGAUUAUUCAAAGAAAGGCAAGCUGAAGAUUCAAAUGGACGAUUAUGUUCAAAGAAUGCUUGACGAGUUUUCUGUCAAGUUUAAAGUGGAUGACAAGCAGGAAACACCUGCUGGCAAUAAUUUGCUGGAGGUAGGAAAAGGAAAACUAUUGGAUAAAGAUCAACAGACCGAGUUUCACCGGUUUGUUGCAAAACAUUUGUUUUUGACCAAACGCGCGCGUCUGGAUAUGCAUCCGACGGUGGCAAUUUUGGCAUCACGAGUUCAAAACCCAAAUCAGAGUGACUGGCAUAAACUCGUGAGACUUAUGAGAUACAUGCACUCUACCAAGAAAUGGCAUCUCACGCUGAGCGCUGACAACCUUUGUGUAAUGAAGUGGUAUGUUGAUGCGUCUUUUGCGGUUCACCCUGACUUCAAGAGUCACACAGGAGGAGUGAUGACCAUGGGUGGUGGAGCCAUGCAGGCUAUGUCCAAGAAACAGAAGUUAAACAGCCGCAGCAGUACACAUGCAGAACUAAUCGGAGUAGAUGAUGCGAUCACACAAGUGUUGUGGACACGCAUGUUCAUGGAAGAACAGGGUUAUCCGAUUGAGAAGAAUAUCUUGUAUCAAGACAACAUGAGCUCUAUUCUCCUCGAAAAGAACGGGAGAUCGAGUGCAGGAAAGAGAAGCCGCGCUUUGAACAUCCGUUAUUUCUUUGUCACUGAUCAGGUUGAGAAAGGAAAUCUUACGAUCGAACACAUGCCUACUGAUGACAUGUGGGGGGAUUAUAUGACGAAACCUUUGCAAGGGGAAAAGUUCCGCAAAUUUCGGGCAUUGAUCCCGCAGCAAUCAUCUCGCGCAUAG
This is a messenger RNA of Cylindrotheca closterium, 1017 nucleotides long. Lineage: Eukaryota; Bacillariophyta; Bacillariophyceae; Bacillariales; Bacillariaceae. The record is from the annotation of a GenBank genome assembly.